AUGCAUCCAGGAGCAUAUGCAUCGGCCCCCGGGACUGAUCUCCAGAGAACCACAACACUCAAUCGUUCAUUGGUAGGAGGAGCUACUGCUUCUCGUGAGUUGGCUGUCGCUGGUAGUUCUGAUGAAGGGCUUCCUUCAAGCACAAAUGCAAGGAAUCAAAGUAUCACUACUCCAGCUGACAACAAUAGUGGAUUGGUGGUGGCGAACCAGGUUGAACAAAAUGAAGAACCUACACAGAUUGCUAGACCCGACCAUGUGCACGGGGAAAACAAAUCAACCUCAAUGACUUGCAUCAUCUCUUUUCUCAUUGGUAGCCUUCUAGUUGUUGGAGUCAUUGUUGGUUCCAUCUGCGGCGCUGGUCUCUGCAGCAAAGAAGGUGAUGUGGAGACUCAGGCUCCCACUUCUUUUCGAUAUAUUGUUUUAGAGGACAUUCAAAACAGAAUUGAAGAGGCUUUUGGUCCUGACUAUUUUCCCAAAAAUGAUCAGCCAGAACCCACCCAGCCAAAGUUCAAGGCUCUUGAUUGGAUUGUGUUUGAGGAUCCUCUGCAGCUCGACCCAGAUGCCAACAAUCUUCUACAAAGGUUCAUUGUGGCAUUAACUUACUUUCAAACAUCUCAAGAGAGUGACUGGCUCUAUUGCGGGCCAUCUACAACUGAAGAAACAUGUUGGAUUCAUGUGCACAGUUUAGAAUCGUUGGAAAGUCGGUGGCUUGAAGGUGUCCAUGAAUGUCAAUGGGCAGGAAUUAUGUGCGACAGAGAGAAGAAUAUGACUCAGUUGCACCUCAGGGACAAUGGAUUGAACGGCCCUCUGCCCACAGAACUUGCAAGUCUUCCAGCACUGGAAGAACUAGACUUUAUGAGGAACCAGCUGACAGGAACGGUUCCAAGUAUAUAUGGCAGCUUCUGUUCCCUUUCUGUACUGCGUCUCCACGACAGCCAACUGUCUGGAGGUAUUCCUGUGGAAUUGUUUGGAAACAACAAGCUCUCCUCUCUUUCUUUUUCAGACAAUUCACUAACUGGGACAGUACCUACAGAAGUUGGACUCUUUGAUGGGGUUACGCUUGGAUUUGGUUCAAACAGCUUGUCCGGUUCCAUUCCCACAGAGCUUUUUCAGACCGGCAAAGGAAGUGGUCUUAUUAUUGUUUUCAAUGACAAUAAGGUAUGA
Seminavis robusta is the source of this 1164-nucleotide messenger RNA. The record is from the annotation of a GenBank genome assembly. NCBI's taxonomy places the organism in Eukaryota, Bacillariophyta, Bacillariophyceae, Naviculales, Naviculaceae.